Neoarius graeffei (lesser salmon catfish) is the source of this 2235-nucleotide messenger RNA. RefSeq names its product NLR family CARD domain-containing protein 3-like. The record is from RefSeq and is a predicted model, not a curated record. The transcript has 5 exons. The coding region runs from base 1 to 2184 and encodes 727 amino acids. Lineage: Eukaryota; Metazoa; Chordata; Actinopteri; Siluriformes; Ariidae.
AUGUUGUACAGUAAACUCAAGAGAAAGAGACCAGACUCACCAGAACCCAGCUGUGUCUCCCUGAAGAGUGAUCGGUCUAUGCGUCUUCCUUUGCAGUUUAACACUGGAAACCCCUCAUCUGUCCCCAGUAAACUCCAGAUGAAGAGAUCAGACCCACCAGAACCCAGCUGUGUCUCCAUGAAGAGUGAUGGGUCUAUGCGUCUUCCUUUGCGAUUUAAAAAUAGAAUCUCUUCAUCUUUACCCAGUGAACUCCAGAUGAAGAGAUCAGACCCACCAGAACCCAGCUGUGUCUCCAUGAAGAGUGAUCGGUCUAUGCGUCAUCCUUUGCGAUUUAACACUGGAAACCCCUCAUCUGUCCUCAGUGUUUUACAGACGGCAGGAGGCAGAAGAGAAAAGAUCUUCAUCACAGAUACAGGACACGCCCCAGAAUCUGCUGCUGGAAAUGAAGUCCAGAAAAAGUUCAGAUUAAAUCUGAUGAAGAAGUUUCAGUGUUUAAAUGGAGUGAUAAUAAAGCAGGAAAACCGAGUGCUCCUGAAUGAGAUCUACACAGAGCUCUACAUCACAGAGGGAGACAGUGGAGACGUCAAUAAAGAACAUGAGGUGAGACAGAUCGAGGCAGCAUCCAGGAGAAAAACAACAGAGGAAACACCAAUCAAAUGUAACGACAUCUUUAAGCACUUAUCUGAAGAAGAUGAACCCAUCAGAACUGUAGUGACGAAGGGAGUGGCUGGUAUCGGAAAAACAGUCUCUGUGCAGAAGUUCAUUGUGGACUGGGCUGAAGGGAAAGCAAAUCAGGACGUCCACCUCAUAUUUCCACUUCCUUUCAGAGAGCUGAAUCUGAUGAAGGACCAAAAACUGAGUCUGAUGGAGCUCCUUCAUGUCUGUUUUAAGGAAACCAAAGAAACAGAAAUGUCCAGGUUGGAAAAGGUUCUGUUCAUUUUUGAUGGAUUGGAUGAGUUUCGUUUCCCUCUGGAUUUCCAGAACACAGUGAGAGUGUGUGAUGUAACUGAAUCAGCAUCAAUGCAUGUGCUGCUGAUAAACCUGAUCAAAGGGAACCUGCUUCCCUCUGCUCUCAUCUGGGUCACCUCCCGACCAGCAGCAGCUGAUCAAAUCCCCUCUGAGUACGUCCAUCGAGUCACAGAGGUACGAGGGUUCAAUGACCCCCAGAAGGAGGAGUACUUCAGGAAGAGGGUCAGUGAUCAGAGCCUGGCCGAGAACAUCAUCACACACCUGAAGUCAUUAAGAAGCCUCUACAUCAUGUGCCACAUCCCAGUCUUCUGCUGGAUUUCAGCCGCUGUUCUCGAGAGAAUGUUGGGUGAAGCAGAGAGUGGAGAGAUCCCCAAGACUCUGACUCAAAUGUACACACACUUCCUCAUCAUUCAGACAAACAUCAUCAGAGGAAAGUACUCAAAGAAGCAGGAGAGUGAUGAAGAAAUGCUUCUCAAACUGGGAAAACUGGCUUUUCAGCAGCUGAAAAAAGGCAACCUGAUCUUCUAUGAGGAAGACCUGAGAGAUUGUGGCAUUGAUGUGACAGAAGCAGCAGUGUACUCAGGUGUGUGUACGCAGAUCUUCAGAGAAGAGGUUGGGCUUCACCAGAGUAAAGUGUACUGCUUUGUUCAUCUGAGCAUUCAGGAGCAUCUGGCAGCUCUGUAUGUGCAUCUGACCUUCAUGAAGGAAAAGAGAAAUGUUCUUGUUCCGAGUCGAUCCAAGACAAUUUCAGAUGUACAGAAGAGUGCUAUAAAUCGGACUUCAGAAAGUCAGACUGGACAUCUGGAUCUGUUCCUCCGCUUUCUUCUGGGUCUCUCACUGGAGUCCAAUCAGAAACUCUUACAUGCCUUAGUAACACAGACAGGAAGUAGCUCCCAGAACAAAGAAGAAACAGUUCAGUACAUUAAGAAGAAGAUUAGUGGAGCUCUUCCUGCAGAAAAAUCCAUCAAUCUGUUCCACUGUCUGAAUGAACUGGGUGACGAUUCUCUAGUGGAGGAAAUCCAACACUACCUGAAAUCUGGAAAACAAAGUAAACUCUCUGCUUCACAGUGGUCUGCUCUGGCAUUUGUGUUACUGACUUCAGCACAGGAGCUGGAGGAGUUUGACCUGAGUAAAUAUACCAGUACAGAGAAGAUACCAGACUGGGUUCUUGUGAGGAUGAUACCUGUGAUUGCAGCAUCCAGAAAAGCAAUGUAAGUAAAGCUGAAUAGAACUGUUCUACUGUUCCACUGUUAGAAAGAGAGAAAC